UUUUUUUUUUUUUUUUUGGAGUGGGCUAUCAAAUUAUUGACUGCUUUAUAUGCGGAACGUUGUGGAGUGGUCUAGAAUUGUUGCAGCUUGGCUGACACGGGGCCAGCAACGAGUAUAAAAGCAAAAGCUCCAUAUACGAUCGACAACAAAGCUUAACAGCAACUAAGACGAUCAUGGCACGUUACCAGCUCACUAGCUCCCUGCUGCUCCUGGCCAUCCUGGUGGCUCACGUAACCGCUGAGGCGCCACGGCGUUUGCGCUUGAGUCGACAGCGCCAUGCGUUCGCCAGGCAGGAGGUGCAGCCCACGCCAUACCCCUCAGCGGAUGAGUUGAAGCCGGAGGAGCCCGCGCUCAUCUAUGGCCCACCACCGUCCACGGAUGUGAAUGAGCUGCCCGCCGAAGAGGAGCCGCCAGCAAACAGCUUCCAGCCCGAUGUCGAAGAAGUGGACAUAGAGGAGAACUCGCUGGAGGAGGUGACCACCCCAGCAGCUGCUGCUCGCUUGCGCAGCAGCCGCCAGAGAUUGGCCAAGCUGCAGCUGGCCAAGGCACAGCCCAAGCGCAAGCGUCAGCGCAUCGCCCGCCUGGAGGAGUUGCCCGUGGAGGCGGCAGCACCAGCCGUUCCAGUGGCUCCAGUGGCUCCAGUUGCUCCAGCCGUUCCGGUGGCUCCGGUAGCCGCCUUGCCCGCACCACAGCUCUACUAUGUGGGAGGUCAGCAGCCCUACGUGGUUGCCUACACUGCGGCUAGCCAGCAGCUGGCCUGGUAAACGAUCCUGUGAUUGAU
Messenger RNA from Drosophila arizonae, 781 nucleotides. RefSeq lists its product as uncharacterized. NCBI's taxonomy places the organism in Eukaryota, Metazoa, Arthropoda, Insecta, Diptera, Drosophilidae. The record is from RefSeq and is a predicted model, not a curated record.